Molecule: messenger RNA, 2805 nt
Organism: Pocillopora verrucosa
Lineage: Eukaryota; Metazoa; Cnidaria; Anthozoa; Scleractinia; Pocilloporidae
Product: LON peptidase N-terminal domain and RING finger protein 3-like
Molecular function (GO): ubiquitin protein ligase activity; protein binding
Source: RefSeq, a predicted model, not a curated record
AAGUCGAAAUGUUUGCUCGAAAUUUUCUUUAAACGAUAAUUCGCAUUUAUUGGUGAGUUUUGACUCGAUUCUUUCUCAAAUGGGCAAGUGAUAAUUCUCAGUCGCUUUUCAUUGGAAAAGACGAGAAUUUUUCCACGCGUUAUCAACGAAAGAAACGACAUCAAGAAGGAAGACGAUCAAAAUGUCGGACAAGACAUCAAGCGAUGGUCGAACCCUAGAAGACACUCUACUGUCGUAUUUUGAUGUUUUCCACAGUAGGAACAUAGCAUGCCGAGAUCUUCUAUUUCCUCUUGUCGAUGUGCUGAUGGACUACGAAGCUCACAAUAUUAGGAAAGAACUCGACACGUGGAUAAAACAGAUCAAAUCAUCAGCUAGAAGAAUAUUUCAUUGUCCGUGGUGUUCAUGUUUGUUUGAAAAUCCCGUCACUCUAACAUGUGGUCAUACUGUUUGUCAGGAAUGCCUCCGAAGAAAAUCGGAGUUGAUCGGUGGAGACAGUUCGGAGAGGUCGUUAAAUUUCUGCCUUCUCUGUGGAAAUAAUUUAUUCAAUGAGGGAAGUCGGUCAGUGAAUAGUAUCUUGUCCGAUAUAAUAAGAAAACUGUUCCCCGACGGAGGGAUAAGCGCGGAAGCAAAGAAGCUUGGCCAAAGUCAGUUACUUUCACAAUGUGCGAAGAAAGCAGUGGAAACGUUUUCAGUCGCUCUCCACUCGAGACCAAAAGAUUAUGAGUGCCUCUGUCUGCGGAGUGAUGCCUACUUGAAAUUAAAGCUGCACUAUUUAGCACUUAGAGAUGCUAGCAGUGCUUGCCAGUUACGACCAGAUUUACCAGAUGCUUUUCACAGAAAAGCGAAAAUUUUAACCGAAAUAAAAUCAUUGGACGAUGCAGUCUUGCAGUUUCUUCGCUGUGCUGCCCUGAAUCCAACCAUGCCUCGUCGCGACGAGUUAACUGAAAGUUUAUUUAGACUGUUUACCUCAGUAACUUUGACGAAACUUGAGGAAAAGGUUGCUGCUAGAAAUAUUGCAAGUAACACUGCUGCAGAUGAACUUCAAGAAGUAAAAUCAGAAACGGACAUCACUGAAAGCUCGAGUUCCUCAGAGGAAGAAAGCAGCGAUGACCAAGGGAUUGCUCAAAACAGCUGCGAGGAGAUUAUCGUUAUCGAAGUAACUGAGUUACAGUGCCUCAUUUGUGGACGUUUACUUUUUUACCCUGUGACAGUCCAGUGUGGUCACACCUUUUGCAAGGAGUGCAUCAAGGAAAGUCUUGAGUAUGCACCUAAGUGUCCAAGCUGUGGAACAAUCUUGACUGAUUCAAAAACCAAUAACUGGAAUUUAACCUUGGUUUUGGAUGAAUUGCUGAGAAUUUAUCUAGAGAAGCCAUACCGUGAGAGAGAACAAUCUCACUCAAAGGAAAUGAAGAUGUGGACAAGGGUAGGUAUUGAUCAGAAUGUAGAGGUGCCAAUACUGGUUUGUACCGUAGUAAUUCCACAGGGGAGAAUACGUCUUACGCUGUCUCAUCCCUCCCACCGAGUCAUGGUGCGGCGUUCUGUUGAAUGGGGUUCCCGAAUGUUUGGAAUAUGUUUGCCUGACGAAGAGAAAGGCUUCACCGAUCAUGGAACAAUAGUCGAGAUACAGGCUACCGAAAGCUUCCCAACCGGAAAGUUGGUGGUACAAGCAAUUCCGAAACAACGAUUCCGUGUUGUUACGAGAAAUAUUUCGGAUGGUUGCCCCAAAGCUAAAGUGGAAUGGUUGGAAGACGCAAGAAUCGAUGACUACCAUGCGGUACUGCAUUUGAAAUGGCGCAACUCGUUAAGCCAUUACAUGCUGAAGAGAUGGCUGGCUGCAUUACCUCAUGACGAGAAAGUUUGUCUUGAGAACUCUUUAGGACCUAUUCCCCCAUCUGAUAGUCAUUUGCUUCUAUCACCAAAUGGUUCCCCCUGGCUGUGGUGGUCCUUGGCAGCAAUACCAAUUUCAGCGCAAGAAAAACUAAGGAUACUGCUUAUGCCUCACGUAGCUGACAGAUUACAGAGUAUUCAAGACCAUCUCGAAGCCUUGCUGAAAUCGAACAACGAUCGGGAUGGAAGAAAUGUGACGGAAGAAUCUAGCGAUGGUUGUCACGCCUUGACCAUUUGAGAUUCGUCCUUUCAACAAAAUACUGUCAUCUGAGAGUCUGAGGCAGAGGGGAAAAAUAGCAAGAGCUUGAGAUCAUUAUUUUGCGCGAAGCCCUGCAUUUGUCUACUCACUCACUUUUGUGUCCGUUUGUUAGAAACAUGAAAUUGUUUUGAGAAAAACCCUAUCGAGGAUUAUUCGUCGUGGUCUAAUUUUUAUCUUCAGUUUUCACUUAUUUUAGUUUAAGGUAACUCGAGCAGAAAAACAGAAAAAUAAAUUGCAGACAAGGAUAAAUGAAUAUAUAUUUUAAUGUAAUACGACGAUGCAGAGAAUAUGUCGCUUUCUAUGUUAAUCGUUGAAUUCGCAUUGUGAGGUCGCGAACGCGUUUCGUGAUAGUUUUUUUCUUGUUUCUUUGGCUUUUCUUUGUGUGCGGUUGUUUCUCUCUGUGGGAUCAGUAAGUCCGGAAGUUUAUCCACACAUGGUCACGAGUAAAACAACAUGCUUGUAUGUGCAUUUUAAAACAAACACAGAGUGACUGUGCAGCCAUCAUCAACUUAAAAACUGUUUGAAGAGCGUUAGCCGUGGGCUGAAGCAAACACAGAACAGAUCAAUUUCUAUUAAUUAUUUUGAUAUAUAAUUGGACCUGUUAUAUUAUAACUAUAAAAUUUCAGGCAAGUAUUUAUAAAUAAAAAGUAAAAUGGGAA